This is a messenger RNA of Hyposmocoma kahamanoa, 1606 nucleotides long. It is a transcript of the gene fax, whose product is annotated as failed axon connections. The coding region runs from base 158 to 1288 and encodes 376 amino acids. Gene Ontology annotation, cellular component: cytoplasm. The transcript is spliced from 6 exons. The record is from RefSeq and is a predicted model, not a curated record. Lineage: Eukaryota; Metazoa; Arthropoda; Insecta; Lepidoptera; Cosmopterigidae.
GCCCAUUCGACUGCGUGCAGUGUAGCGGUGUCGGUGUCGUCAAGAUAUUUUGUAGCUUUGCAACGCUCCCUGGCUUAACGGCUGUGAACUAAUUUUGUAGAGCUUUUUCUUGCGGGCGUUGUGUGACUGAAACUGUGCGUGAUAUUGUGCGUCAAAAAUGGCUACUGAAGUAACAAACAACGUUCCGGAAACAGAAAAGGAGAAAGAACUGAAGGAGGACGCACCAGUAGACAAUGGUCAAACCAAGGAAGAGCCACCGGCGUCUGGAGAAAAAGCUGAAGAGAAAGCCGAGGGCAAAAAGUCAGAACCGACGCCGCCAAAACCUACUGUUCACAAGGCAAAUUUCGAGAAAGACGUCGUGUACUUGUAUCAAUUUUCACGAACGCCUUUGUUGCCUUCGACUUCACCGUACUGCUUGAAAGUUGAAACCUGGCUUCGUCUAGCUGGCAUCAAGUACGAGAAUGUUGAACACCACGCCAAGUUUCGGUCCAAGAAGGGACAGUUGCCAUUUGUUGAGCUCAACGGGGAAGAGAUUGCUGACAGCGCCUUCAUCAUCAAGGAGCUUUCGGAGAAAUUCAACAAGGAUCUCGAUGCCGCGCUCAGCCCCGAGCACAGAGUGGUGUCGCACGCAAUGAUAUCCAUGAUCGAGAACCAUCUAUCGUGGGUAUUAUUGUGGUGGCGCGCCAAAUACCCCGAGAGCGUAAUCAAGGGAUACCAGGUCAACCUGCAGAACGCCCUCAACACCCGUCUGCCGAACCCCAUCCUCAACUUCUGCUACAAAUUCACCUCUGGACGCAAGGGCCUUAAGAAAGCUAAGGCUCACGGCAUUGGCGUUCACAGCCAAGACGAGAUUAUCGAGUUCGGCAAGAACGAUCUGCGCGUGCUCUCUAAUUUGCUGGCCGACAGGCCAUUCUUCUUCGGGGAUGAACCGACUCUUUUGGACGUAGUGGCAUUCGCGAAUAUCGCUCAACUGCACUUCAUUGACAAGGAAGUGACUCACCCCCUGCGAGAUGCGAUGAACGAGUCGUUCCCGAACCUGGUGGGACUGGUCUCUCGUAUCAAGGAGCGCGCGUUCCACGAUUGGGAUGACAUCUGCGCUACUCUGGACUUGAACGCGCAUCUGCCAAAGCCGCCCAAGGAAACUAAGGAGUCUAAAGAGGGCACCGGGCCCGCCGAAAAACAACAGGUUCCCGAAGAGCCCGAGAAGGGAAAGGGUGACGAAAAGGAGAAGGAGCUCGAAAAGGAACCCGAGGAGAAAAAAGAGAAAGAGAACGAAAAGGAGAAGUAAGAUGUGGAAACGGCAUUCAAACCGACAGCAUGCUACAUACAAGUUAAGUUAACACUUAAGAGUCAGACUCGUAAUAGAUUCUGUACAUUGUAAGCGUGUAAAUCCAUUUGUCUUUCCCGUUUCUUUCAUUUGACGUGGAUGCAAGCGUCAUUAUAAUAUAAUUAUUGUGCUUUAUUUGCUAUUAUUGUCAUAUAUAAUAUAUAUACAUAGAUAGAUAUCAUCGAUGUCGUUUCGUGUUUAAUAUGAUAUCGUUGUAACAAGUUUCCGAAGAUACUGUAAUAUGUGUUAAAUAUUGUUUAUAUUGCGAAUAAAUUGUAU